CCAAAGUCCUUUCUUCCAAUAAGUAUAAUUAAGUUUCAAUUAAUCAUUUUGGAGCUAAAAAAGUAUACAGACUAAGUAUGUCCUUACAUUACUGUAUUUUAUUGAUUUUUCUGGGUCUAUAACAAGUAUGUUAGAAAUUCUUUGCUCAAUUUUCUGUGCUGCAAUUGGUUUUUAUAGAAAGUCACUUUGUGAUGUUCUUGAAAAUAUUAUUAACCCUAAAACAAUUUACCCUAAAACAUUUUAAUACAUUAGUAUCUCACACUCUCAUUGUGAGUCAUAUCUAUAUAUACUUAAACACAAAUCUACAUAAUCUAGUAAUUUCAAUGCAAUCAAUCCUAAACCAUGUUUCAGAUAUAAUAUAUAUUUUUCACUAUCUCUUAUGUAUUUUCACUUCCUCUGCAUUUUAUAGGUAACACAAAUUAUUGCCUAAAUUAUAACAGUUCUUUGUCUAUGUUAACACAAAUUAAUGAUUGCAUCUAAAAAUGGCAACACUUAUAUCUUGCACUAAUGGGCUGGAUCCAAAUACGUUUGUGUUUGUUAAUGUCUGUUGCAAAUGGGUCAAGUAUAAAUAAUGGUGGAGUGCAGUGAUUCAAACUUUAUAGAACAGUUUAAUAUUAUUUCUGUUAUCCAAGUUCAAAGAAAAUCACAAAAAAUGAAUGGUAAAUUCCAGGGGACAUUAAAAUUAUUCAGGAUAGGCUCCUUUAUUCUUCCAAAUACUUCUCAUUCUUGGGAAGAGAAAUAUUAUUGCUUGUGAUCUGUGCAGAUUUAGCAGAAAUAAGAUGCUGUUUAUGAUGGUUUCACUAAAUGGUGUAGUAUUAAGUUCAGACUCUAAGUGUCGCUGUUCACUAACUGGGUAAGGAAAGCAAAGAAAACCCGAGUUAAUAGCCUCCAAGCACAAAGCAGAUCAGACACGGAAACUCUCCAGGUGCUCAGAAAUUCUGACCUAAAACUCAACGCAUCUGAUCUCUGCUUGUUUAUGGACCUCGACCUCUAAUUCUGAGAAGCCUGAAAGCGAUGCGAAUCUGUUCCACCUACUCAUAGUCCCAGGAAAGUCAAGAAGCAGCCAGUAAUGGCGGCUCUGCAAAGGCGCCGGCACCACAGCGGGUUAGUGGUACUCUUCCUGCUCCUGGGGAGGCUGUGUGGGGUUGGGGCCGGACACAUCCGUUACUCCGUUCCUGAGGAGCUGGACAAAGGCUCCUUCGUGGGUAACAUCGCCAGUGAUCUCGGGCUGGAGCCCCAGGAGCUGACGGAGCGCGGAGCCCGCAUCGUCUCCAGAGGUAGGACGCAGCUUUUUGCUCUGAACCCGGGGAGCGGCAGCUUGGUCACCGCGGGCAGGAUAGACCGGGAGGAGCUCUGCGCUCAGAGCGCGCGGUGCCUGGUGAGUUUUAACAUCCUCUUUGAGGAUAAGCUGAAUCUUUAUCCAGUAGAAGUGGAAAUAAUAGAUAUUAAUGAUAAUGCACCCGUAUUCUCAAGUGAAGAACUAGAGGUGAAAAUUCCCGAAAAUGCAGCUCCAUCCUCUCGUUUUCCACUAAUAGAAGUCUAUGACCCUGAUGUGGGAAUGAACAAUCUUCAGAGCUUCAAGCUCAGUGCAAAUAGUCACUUCUCAGUGAACGUGCAAAGUGAAGCCAAUGGGCGCAAAUACCCAGAGCUGGUGCUGGAGAAUGCCCUGGACCGGGAGGGAGAGGCCAUCCACCGCCUGGUCCUUACUGCCAUAGAUGGUGGUGUCCCUGCCCGCUCAGGCAUGGCACGGAUUCUGGUAACUGUCCUCGAUGUCAAUGACAAUGCUCCAGUGUUUACUCAACCUGUCUACCAUGUGAGUGUUCCUGAAAAUCUGCCAGUAGGUACACCAGUGCUGUCGGUAAAUGCCACAGACCAGGAUGAAGGAGUCCAUGCAGAAGUAACAUAUUCCUUCGUGAAGAUAACAGAAAAGAUUUCAAAGAUUUUCUGUCUGAAUGUUUUGACUGGAGAGAUAUCGACUUCUGCAAAUCUAGACUACGAGGACUCAAGCUUUUAUGAGCUAGAUGUUGAGGCCCGGGAUCAGCCAGGUUUACAAGACAGAGCAAAGGUCUUAAUAACUAUUUUGGAUGUGAAUGACAAUAUACCAGAAGUGGUAGUUACAUCUGGAAGCAGAUCAGUUGCGGAAAGUACACCUCCAGGGACGGUAAUAGCUCUUUUUCAAGUACACGAUCGAGACUCAGGACUGAAUGGCCUGGUAACAUGUUCCAUCUCAAAAGGUCUGCCAUUUCAACUGGAAAAGUCAGUAGACAAUUAUUACCGAUUGGUGACCAAUAAAGUGCUAGAUCGAGAGCAGGUGCCCUUGUACAACAUCACUGUGAUGGCCAUGGACAAAGGAAUGCCACCACUGUCUACAGAAAUGCUCAUCACCCUAAAUGUAGCAGACACCAAUGACAACCCACCAGCCUUUUCCCACUCCUCUUACUCUGUCUACGUCCCUGAAAACAAUCCCAGAGGUGCCUCCAUCUUCUCCUUGACUGCACAUGACCCUGACAGUGAUGAAAAUGCCCAGGUCACCUACACCCUGGUUGAAGAUACCAUUCAGGGUGUACCUCUGUCUUCCUAUGUCUCCAUCAACUCUGACACCGGAGUCCUAUAUGCACUAUGCUCCUUUAAUUAUGAGCAGUUCCGCGACCUGGAAUUAACAGUGACUGCUCAUGACAGUGGGGACCCUCCACUCAGCAGCAAUGUGUCACUGAGCAUAUUUGUGCUGGACCAGAAUGACAACACACCUGAGAUCCUGUACCCUGCCUUCCCCACAGAUGGCUCCACAGGCGUGGAACUGGCACCCCGCUCUGCAGAGCCUGGCUACCUGGUGACCAAGGUGGUGGCAGUGGACAGAGACUCAGGCCAGAACGCCUGGCUGUCCUACCGCCUGCUCAAGGCCAGCGAGCCAGGGCUUUUCUCAGUGGGGCUGCACACAGGUGAGGUGCGCACAGCGCGGGCCCUGCUGGACAGAGAUGCGCUCAAGCAGAGCCUAGUGGUGGUGGUCCAGGACCAUGGCCGGCCACCCCUCUCAGCCACUGUGACACUUACUGUGGCUGUGGCGGACAGCAUCCCAGAUGUCCUGGCUGACCUGAGCAGCCUCCAGCCCUCAGCUGACCCCGAAGAUUCUGACCUUACCUUGUACCUGGUGGUGGCGGUGGCCGUGGUCUCUUGCAUCUUUCUUGCCUUUGUCAUCAUGCUGAUGGCGCUCAGACUCAGGCGCUGGCAUACUUCACGCCUGCUCCACGCUUCAGGAGUCGGAUUGGCUGGGGUGCCCACCUCACACUUUGUGGGCGUGGACGGGUGCGGGCUUUCCUGCAGACCUAUUCGCAUGAGGUCUCCCUCACUGCAGACUCAAGGAAGAGUCACCUGAUCUUCCCUCAGCCCAACUAUGCGGACACGCUCAUCAGCCAGGAGAGCU
Talpa occidentalis (Iberian mole) is the source of this 3421-nucleotide messenger RNA. RefSeq names its product protocadherin gamma-A6-like. Gene Ontology annotation, molecular function: calcium ion binding. The transcript has a single exon. Gene Ontology annotation, cellular component: plasma membrane. The coding region runs from base 1070 to 3373 and encodes 767 amino acids. NCBI's taxonomy places the organism in Eukaryota, Metazoa, Chordata, Mammalia, Eulipotyphla, Talpidae. Gene Ontology annotation, biological process: homophilic cell-cell adhesion. The record is from RefSeq and is a predicted model, not a curated record.